Molecule: messenger RNA, 3742 nt
Organism: Trichomycterus rosablanca
Lineage: Eukaryota; Metazoa; Chordata; Actinopteri; Siluriformes; Trichomycteridae
Gene: arrdc3a
Product: arrestin domain containing 3a
Exons: 8
Coding region: 167-1405 (412 amino acids)
Biological process (GO): protein transport
Cellular component (GO): cytoplasm
Source: RefSeq, a predicted model, not a curated record
UGAGCGGACCAUCCAACCUGUGUCGAGUCGCAAUAACAGCAUUCUGUGCUGUUAUUCAGCUCUCGCACACCAAUGACACUCAACAGUGUUGCAGCGUGCUUUUUUCAUAACAGAUUAUUUUUAUAGACUUCUUUUUUUAUACAUUUAGACUUCUUUUCUCGCCACCAUGGUGCUCGGAAAAGUAAAGAACAUGGUCGUAAGCUAUGACUGUCACAAUGACAGCAAUGUGCCCGUGUUUUCCAGCGGGGACUGCGUCUCAGGAAGGGUCAUCAUCGAAGUGACCGGCGAAAUUCGCGUCAAGUCGCUUAAAAUCCAUGCAAAAGGCUUAGCCAAAGUGCGAUGGACUGAAUCGCGAAAUGCUGGAUCCAAUACUGCCUACACGCAAAAUUAUACAGAAGAAGUGGAGUAUCUAAAUCACAAAGAUCUCCUUAUUGGCCAUGGAAGAGAUGAUGAUAACUCAGAGGAAGGUCUCACGACAAUCCAUUCAGGAAGACACGAGUAUGCAUUUAGCUUUGAGCUUCCACAAACACCUCUGGCUACCUCGUUUGAAGGGAAACAUGGUAGUGUGCGCUACUGGGUGAAAGCAGAGCUGCACAGACCAUGGCUUCUGCCCAUGAAGACCAAGAAAGAGUUCACCGUUUUCGAACACAUUGACAUCAACACUCCCUUACUGCUGUCUCCCCAGGCAGGCACGAAAGACAAGACUCUAUGCUGCUGGUUUUGCACCUCAGGUCCAAUCUCCCUAAGUGCCAAAAUUGAAAGGAAGGGUUACACCCCAGGAGAAUCGAUUCAGAUUUUCGCCGAAAUCGAGAACUGCUCCAAGCGUAUGGUUGUGCCAAAGGCUGCCAUCUACCAAACGCAGACCUUCUUUGCCAAAGGGAAGAUGAAGGAGAUCAAACAGUUGGUGGCCAAUCUGCGUGGCGAGUCGCUGUCUUCUGGCAAGACUGAGACAUGGAACGGGAAGAUGCUGAAGAUCCCACCUGUGUCGCCAUCCAUACUGGACUGCAGCAUCAUCCGGGUGGAGUAUUCACUAAUGGUCUACGUGGACAUUCCAGGAGCUAUGAACCUGUCCCUCAACCUGCCUUUGGUGAUCGGCACAAUCCCGCUGCAUCCAUUUGGAAGCCGCACAUCAUCGGUUAGCAGCCAGUGCAGCAUGACCAUGAGCUGGCUGGGCCUCAGCCUCCCAGAAAGACCUGAAGCUCCACCAGCCUAUACAGAAGUGGUAUCAGAGGAACAGAGACAGAACUGCGUGCAAGUGUCCUGUAGACGUGAGGACUUUGACAGCCCACUGUUUGCCUACAUCCAAGAAUUUCGCUUCCAGCCUCCACCUCCAUAUUCUGAGAUUGAUCCCAACCCAGAUCAGCCCAGACAGACGGAGGAGCAGAGGCCUGACACCUGCCCAUGAACAGCUCGCAACAUCAGCCCAGAGCGGUCGGGCCCAUUAAACUUUCGUCUUUUCGUUUUUUUCCCCGGCGACGGCGAGCAUGCUCAUGCUGCGGUCAAUGCUGUGAGAAAACAAACACGCAGGUGAAAGGAUGGUCAGUUGCAUAAAGUUACUGCCAAGUCACUUCACGCCUGCACUGUGACUUGCGUUCACAACGCUCAUCUGUGUCGAUCCCUGUGGACAGCUGUACCUGGUCGGACUACUUGAUUACGCCGCCAGAUUUCAUCAGCCUAGUUUCUGUCGUCCUAACGCUCGUUUCUCUAACUGUGGCACAAAGCAAGAUGAGGUCGUAGUGCACCAAGCUAUCCGGAGACGUGCGUGUGUGUAUAUAUACACAGAGGAAACAGCCACCGCCUGCAGUACAAAGGAGAGAAGACUCCGGCUUUGGUUGUGGAUUUUUUGCACAUUUGAUUUUUAGCUUGACUUACGAGGCUCGGUUUGAAAAUCACUAACUGUUUUGUUUUUCACUGUCCUGGUCUAAUACGACUAAACGCAGGCUUUAUCCGCACAACUCUGAACAAGAUUCAGACUGAAUGAACUCAAAUCAAGCUCUGAUCUAGUUCCAGAUGUUUGUAGGUGGUUUUGUUUUUUUCCUUCAUUUAUUCUUAAAGACAUGCAUAUGGCACUGUGCCCAUGGGCAUACCAUCUUAAGGUUCUGUAAGGCCUUGGAAUCGUUUCCUGUACGGUUCAGAAAUAGCAGAAAGACGUACUUUUUCCUUCUGCUCAUACAGACACCGUGUAUACGUUAAGUCAGUCUGUGUUUGCUUGGGGAUUUAAUUCUAGUGCAUGUUUUGUGGUGGAGAAGCAGAAGUGGCAUUGCCACUCGCAUGUAAAGGCAGGGCGGAGAGAUAAAACAGGGUGGAACCCGGUAGGCUGUCUGCGAACAGCUUGAACAGUUCGUUGCCUUUCUGUUUGUAGUGUAAUAGAGCAGGCUUCUAUACAGCACUGCCUCAGUCUCAGGAGAACUUCUCACUUGCCAAAUGGUUGGAAACACAAUAGAUAUAAAAAAAAGCAUAAAAUGUAGGUAAGAGCAAAAAGUAGAUUAGAUGAACAGAUUAAGAAGACAAUGCACAAGGCAGCUUUCUAAGACAAACGACAUUCCCUUUUUGUCCUGUUGCACUUCCAGACUUCUUUUGCCCUUCCAGACUUCUUUUGCCCUGACAUUCCUCCAGGCCAGUGAUGGCAGAUAUGAUUUAUUGCAAAUAAACUUGAAAGUACAAGAUAUGCCAGUCUAGAGCACCCUCAAAAUGUUAGACAGCCUACAAACCCACACAUUCACUAAUGGUGAGUUAGGGAUGCAGCCCAAAUUUGGCUGAUAGUGUUGAAUUGAGACUUACAUUGGUUUUAAAACUUGUUCAACACAAAGGUCGAUGAAAGCUCUGCUUCCUUUUUCAUGUAGCAUUUUUUUUGGAAAGCCUAAUCAUAUCUCGCUGAGGUCUGGAGGACGUGUCUAAUUCAACCAUCUCCCAGUGAAAUGUUUUAAGCCGCGUACGAUACAAAGCUUACAUUUGCAUUUACAAGGAUGGUAUGAAUGAUCAUAGUUAAGUAGAUGAUGCAUGUGUGUGUACGUGUUAUUUGUGGUUUCGGUGAGGGUGUGGAGAAUUCAACAAGUUUUAAGCAAGACUCGAACAUACACAGACUAAUUUAAAGUGUCUUAUCAUAGUGGCCUUGAGGAACUGACCUGGUUCAUCACAACUCACAACGUACGAGGUUCCGUCUCUGUGUCGUCUAAAAUGUGUUUUUGUUUAAAAGGACAAAAAGGGAACACCAAAUAGUCCUUCAAAGCGAACACUAAUCCCCAGACAUGCCACUUAGAUUUUCUAUGGCUUACCACCCAUUUUGAGCAUGAGGUGCAUUUAGAACUUUUGCUUUCAGUUCUGUUAUUAUUUUGGCAAAAUGUCUGACUGUGUUAGCACACCUUCUGAAAGACUGAGCAACUCAUUCAUGUUUAUUUUUAGCAGCCCUUACCUGGCCUUGGGUAAAAUGAUAAGCUUAAAGAAAUAUGUGGUUGGUCAGUUCCAAUGUCCAGUGCUUGGCCGUCCAUUUAAUUCAGUGUUAAAGCUAAACUUCACUAUAAAGAAUAAAAGAAGCAAAGUUGAGUGGAUUUAUUUUAAAAACAAAGUGCAAUAUUUUGAGUUAUUUGAGUUUUUUUUUUUUUCCACAUUAGUAUAACAUUUUGUUUUGGCUGUUAUAUUUUAGUGAUCAUUAUCAACACUACAUAAUGUUAAUCGACAAAUUUAGGUUCAGAAUGGUUUUGAACUUGUCUUAGUUCUUCCUCUGAUCUAAAUAAACCUUUAC